This is a messenger RNA of Erythranthe guttata (spotted monkey flower), 1681 nucleotides long. The record is from RefSeq and is a predicted model, not a curated record. NCBI's taxonomy places the organism in Eukaryota, Viridiplantae, Streptophyta, Magnoliopsida, Lamiales, Phrymaceae.
CACACCAAUAUACUACAAAUUCUAGGCAAACGUAACAUUAAUGAAUGUUAUAUGCAUUCACACCACAAGUUGAUAACAAUUUAAUUUCUAUCCCUUAUAAAUAUAUAUAUCAUCAUAAGCUAAUUAAGUACACAUACAUAUUUACAAUUCUGCCAUCCUCAUUUAUUUUCUCUGCAAAAUAGAAACAAUGCAAACAGUUAUGCCAACAAAGCCAACGGAGACAAGAAAACCCUUGAGAAUUAAUAAUCUCCCCCCGCAAAACAUGAAUAUGAAUAUUCUACAGAGACGUCUCCACAUUCUUCUCUGCUACACAAAAGCUUCCGAAGAAGAUUCUGGCUGGAUUCUUGCCGGGCGCAUGAAGGAGUCGCUCGGUAAAGCUCUCGAAGAAGAGCCCAUCCUCGCCGGAAGGCUGCGGCGGCAGUCCGAAGAAGAAGGCGGCGGAGAUUUUGAGAUUGUUCCGAAUGAUGCCGGAGUUCGAAUGGUGGAGGUGAGAGCUGAUCAUGUGAAGUUGGCUGAGUUUGUUGGUGAGUUGAAGGCUAAUAAGAGAGAAGCUAAUGAUCUUGUGUUUUGGGAGGAUAUUGUGGAGCACAACCCUCAGUUUUCACCACUGUUCUAUAUCCAGGUGACAAACUUCACUUUUGGGGGAUAUUCAAUUGGAAUCACUUCGAGCCUUCUUCUUGUGGAUCCUUUUACCUUUUCAAAUUUCCUUAAAAAAUGGUCCAAAGUUCACAAAACCAUAUUUUCAAGAACUAAUAUCCCCAAAAUUCCCUAUUUUUACUUUCCUAAUUAUGUAUCAUCUCCUAAUGAUUAUCGACUAAUUGCGGGCUCUAAUUAUAAGGCAUGCAAAAAUAAUACUACUACUUACGUAGCUGCUCAAAGUGUAAUUCUCACAGUUCCGAAAAAUAUUCUUCGCAAUAAUCACAAGAAUCUUGCUGCUUUAUGCAUCGAAGAGGCGGAACGAAAAACGGGCUCGAAAAUGGCAUCGAGCUUGUCGUUGUUGCUACACAAGUUGCCUUGUGAAGAGGAGGAUGCUUAUAAUAAAGUUGAAAUGUGUUCAAGAAAAGGGCUUUUCGAUGGUUUAUUAGUAUCGGAAAACAAGAUUAGUGGAGUAAUCAUCACUAGUUGUGCAAUUAGAACAUGGGAUGAACUCGGAUUGGACAGUUUGUGUUUCGACGAAGGAAAUAAAGCUGAUUAUGUUUCUUGCUGGAUUAGUUCGUCAUCGGCGGUUAGUGACGAAGGCUCCGUCAUGAUUAUUAAUCCUUCGAGUGAUGACACCGACACUUUUGGAAUCAAAGUUGUGGUCACAUUCGAUUAAAAGUACGCUUGGUUUUUUUUUUAAUAAAUCUAGAUCAUAUAUUGCGUUGCACUGAUGGUCGACACACGUAACUUUUCGGGAUUGAGAUUUAGUUACACGUCGUGCAAAAUCGAUGCAUUGGAAUAUAAUUUGCAUCAAUAUCAUAUUUUCCCUAGUUUAACUAGCUAGCUAGUUAGCUCGGCUUUAUUGGUUUGUUUUUUUUUUUUUUUUAUCUUUAGACAAUUAUUUUCUUCUAAUAAAGAUCUUGUGCUAUUGCAUUAUAUAUAUGUAGCAUUUAUUCUUGUUAUUAAGAGCAUCUUCAGCCUUCUAUUAUUUGGAGUUUUGGAUCUGUAUAAGCUAUAUUUUAACUUUGUUUUUUUAGGGCUA